Molecule: messenger RNA, 2519 nt
Organism: Polychytrium aggregatum
Lineage: Eukaryota; Fungi; Chytridiomycota; Chytridiomycetes; Polychytriales
Product: BRCA1-associated protein 2-domain-containing protein
Exons: 1
Coding region: 50-2383 (777 amino acids)
Biological process (GO): protein ubiquitination; Ras protein signal transduction
Cellular component (GO): cytoplasm
Molecular function (GO): ubiquitin protein ligase activity; zinc ion binding
Source: RefSeq, a predicted model, not a curated record
GCCCAACCCCGGCUCGGCUGCGGCCCUGGCCUCCAUCUGCUCGCCCUUCAUGAGCCUGGGAUACCACCUCUGGAUUGAGAUCCUCGCCGACUCCGCCAGCGACGCCGAGCCCGUCUCCGAGCCCGCCCCCGAGCCGUGCCAUCCAGCCUCUCUCUUCGACACCAAUCUUCUUCCGUCCUACCGCUCCAAGUCCUUCAAACGCUUUGCAAAGCUCAAGCGCAAGCAGGGCGACCUUCCGAUCCAUAAGCGCUACCUCCCUGGCGAUCUUCGGAGAGACGCCCGCUGUGGACUCAUCACGGUUGAAUGGAUCGAUGUGGCAGAUCCAGAGAUAGACGUCGACGCAUACCUUGAACCGAAUCUCGAUUGCCACCCAAUGGACAACGACGAGGCGACCCUGGCCAAGGACGGCCGAGACUCGCCAGAGCACAUUCCUCGUGAUGAUACGCUCUCCGGUCAGGGCGAUGACCCUUCCCACUCCAUCGGCAGCCCGCUCGCGGCCAACGGCGAGGAUCUUUCGGUCUCGCUGACCGAGCAUCUCCCAUCGAUGCGCCUGCCACAGACGUUGGCGCCCAGAUCAUCCGGUUUCUCGCCCAAGAUCGUUCCGACAAGCGGCCUAUUUGUGCCUUUCGCCUCGGGCAAGUCGCAGUUGAAUGCCGGCAUUGUCCAUUUAUAUCGCGAUCCAAUCGACGUCCGAGAGUACUUUGCCAAAGACACCGCCAUUUCCACCUCCGUCGCUCACGGCGACGACAGCGGCAACAACGACGAUGCUUCUCCAGACGUCGUGGCCAUUCCCCUGAAUCCCGAUGGAUCGGCCGCCACCCCCACGCAGCUCCAGGACGCCAAGGGAACCGGGACGAUCCUGGCCAUCCUGGCCGUCCCAACCUACAUGACCCCGCCGGACAUCCUCAACUUUAUCGGGCCCAACCAAAAGUUUGUCUCCAACAUCCGAAUCAUCCGCGACGCAACGCCAAAUCGUUUCUUGGUCCUCAUCCGGUUCAGGCAGGCGCGGCACGCCGACCGCUUCUACAAAGAGUACAACGGGCGUCCCUUCAGCUCGCUCGAGCCGGCCAUCUGUCAUGUCGUCUACAUCAAAUCGAUCAAGUUCAGCUCGCAUGCCAUUCCUGCUUACGCCUUCCCGGCCAACACCGACGACCCGGCGUCCGUGUUCCUGACUGCUCGGACCAAUCCCGGACCACCAUGCGAAGGCGAGCCGUCGCCCAGCGAUAGUGUCCGGAUCGUGACGCACUACUCGCCACGCUCGGCGCACCCAGGUCACCUGGUCGAGCUGCCAAACUGCCCCGUGUGCCUGGAGCGCAUGGAUGCCUCCGCCACAGGAUUGCUCACCAUCGUUUGCCACCACACCUUCCACGCCCAGUGUCUGGCCAAGUGGGGCGAUAGCACCUGUCCCGUCUGCCGGUACUCCCAGAACGCGGCCAAGUUCGAGGCCGAUACCCUCAACGAAUGCGCCGACUGCGGCUCGACCGAGAGUCUGUGGAUCUGCCUGAUUUGUGGCAACAUUGGAUGCGGCCGAUACCAGUCCGGGCAUGCCCAGCGGCACUUUGAGCUCACCAACCACCUGUACUCGCUUGAGCUGGAGACGCAGCGCGUCUGGGACUACGCCGGCGAUGGAUACGUUCAUCGAUUGAUCCAAAACAAGGCCGAUGGCAAGUUAGUCGAGCUGCCGGCCCCCAACGCCGUGGAGCCUCGCGGCUACUUUCGCGAUCGGGGAUAUCAGCGUGCGUUCUUUCCCGAAGGCUGCUCUGGUGCAUACGCCUCGCCCGACGACUGCGCCUUUGCAGACGGCAAGGGUGCGAACGACGACCUGGACUAUAAAGAAAAAAUCGACUCGAUCGGGCUCGAGUACUCCUACCAGCUUACCAGCCAGCUCGAGAGCCAGAGGGAGUGGUACGAGACACAAAUCCGCAAGACGCAGCAAGAGGCGCAAGAUUUGUUUGAGCAGCUCGCUCAGCUAAUGUCACAGCGCGAGGCCACUCUCAAAGGGCAGUCGGAAAGCGAGCGCAAGAUCUCCAAGGAGCGCCGAACCCUGGACAAGCGCCUCGAAAAGUCUGGCGAACGCAUCGAGGAGCUGGAGCGCCGGCUCACUGAGGAGCAACACAUGAACGAGAACCUCAGGCAACACCAAGAAAAGUUCAAGUGCGAGCUGACGGAGCGCGACCGCAUCAUCGAAGAGCAGUCCGCUGCAAUCCAGGAGCUGCAGGAGCAGGUCAAGGACCUUAUGUUCUACCUCGAGACCCAGCAACGGGUCGAGAACUCGGAGCUGAGGGACGAGCUGAGAGAGGGCACCGUCGUUAUCAACGAUGCGCCCCGGCCGCCUGCUCCGUCGACCUCAUCAAGGCGAAAGGGCAAAUCACGCAAGUCAUGAGAGGGAGGGUACACCAGACUCGGGGCGUGAUGGGUUUCUAGUGGGACUUUUUUCGAUGACUGAAUGCGUUAUCCCUGCCCCCGCGAAAUGAACUGGGACACAUUGUCGCUGGGCUGAUCGGCGACUUGUGCUGGAC